AUUAUCGGUUAAUGAAAAGAAGGUGAAACGUAAAAGCGCAAGACGACAAUCGAACACGGCGAGCGAUAGAAGUAUUCCGCGUUGUUAGUAAUUUUCUUUAGCUGUAUUUGUUCGUGUAAAUAGUUUGACAGACGAUAUACCAAUAACGUGUUCUUGUUAGUGGAUCUGGCGAUAAAAAUUUAUCCACAAAAUGCUAAGUAAAAUAGUUAAUAGGACAUACUAUCGAUUCACAGCCUGAUUGGUUAAGUCAGUGUUGAAUGCAAGUAUGGCCGCCCUGCCAUCACCCACGCAGGUGGCUGGAAGCCAUACUGAUAUAUAUGAAGCCUAUUAUAACCAGGUUGAUCCCAAUGGAUGUGGACAAAUUGGUGCAAUGGAAGCUGCAAGAUUUCUUAAGAAAUCCCAGCUAAGCGAUGAUGUAUUAAGUAAAAUAUGGGAUAUGGCAGAUCCACAAUCGCGUGGAUUAUUAGAUAAGUCUGGACUUUUUGUUGCUCUUAAGCUUUGUGCAUUGGCACAGGCAGGAAGGGAUAUUAGUAUGUCAAAUUUAAGCAUGGAACUGCCUCCUCCAAAAAUGGGUGAUAUUCCUAUAACAUACACUAAGAAUGUAGUAAAUGCUUUGCCAGUAAUAACACCUGUCAGUACCGGAGAUUGGUCUAUUAAGCCAUCAGAGAGGGCCAAAUAUGAUCAGCUUUUUGAUAGCUUGCAACCUACAAAUGGGUAUAUUCCAGGAAAUAAAGUAAAAGGUGUUCUUAUAGAUAGUAAACUUCCAUUGGAUACUCUUGGAACAAUUUGGGACCUUGCAGACAUGGAUAAGGAUGGUAUGCUGGAUAGACACGAAUUUGUUGUUGCUAUGCACUUAGUAUAUAAAGCAUUAGAAAAAUAUGCAAUACCAAGUGUACUUCCACCAGAAUUAAUGCCACCUGGUAAAAGAAAAGACUCGAUACCUGUAUCAAAAUCGCCUGCAGCUUUAGGAAUAAUAACAACCGCCCCGCCGCCUAUUCCACCUUUACCAAAUGUAUCCUCUGUAAAGAGUAUGCCUAGCAUGGAUACAGCAAGGACAAACGUACAAUGGGUAGUUUCAUCUGAGGAUCAAAUAGCAGCAGAAAAAUUAUUUUUGCAAGCUGAUCUAGAUAUGGAUGGAUAUGUCUCAGGUAUCGAAAUCAAAGAUGUCUUCCUUCAAAGUGGACUUCGACAGACUGUAUUGGCUGAUAUAUGGGGCCUUUGUGACACAUGUCAAACUGGAAAAUUAAAUAAAGAACAAUUUGCUCUGGCUAUGUGGCUUAUUAAACAAAAACUUAGGGGUAUUGAUCCACCUGCAUCUUUAACUUCUGAUAUGAUACCACCUUCUAUGCGAAAACCUUCUGAUACUAUUGUGGAAAAUAAUAAUAUAUCUGGAUAUUCAAAUCCAGAAUUGGACAUGAUAAGCAAAGAUAUAGCAGAACUUGUACGUGAAAGGCAAACCAUGGAGCAGGACAUAGCCCAAAAAGAAGCUGAUAUUAAGAUAAAAAACGGUGAAAUAAAAAGUUUGCAAAGUGAAUUGGAUACUCUAGCUGCUACCCUAAAACAAUUGGAGAACCAGAAGGGUGAAGCACAAAAACGAUUGAAUGACUUAAAAGCUCAGAAGGCAGAAGUAGAUAAAGAUUUGAGUGAAGUCGAGCAGAAGAUUCAUGAAGAACAAAAAAAGGUUGAUAAAUUACGUCAACAAGCAGAAGAGCAAGAAUCAGUUUUACGUGCUCAGGAGGAGGAAUUGAAUUCUAAACGACAAGAAUUGGAAGGCUUGAAGCAAGAGGAGCAGCAGUUAGAGCAACAACAAAAUAAAAGCAGGGACCAAUUAAAUGAACUCACGAAAAAUUUGCAGGAUACUCAAUUGCAAAUUUGCCAAGCAAAAGCGAAAAUUACUCAUUUGCAAGAACAACAACGACAGAUGAGCGAUGCAAUUGCACUUUACGACUCUGCACUUGCAGCAGGGGAUGCCUCUCUUGUACCUGAUACUAGUCUGCAAUUUAAUCCUGAAAUUGAAGACCUAGAGUAUGAUAAAGCAACACACAAAGAGGAUGGAGUACAAGAGAAAAGAACUGAUUCAUUUUCUAAUGCAAACGGAACAACUUUGGAUGGAUUUGAACAGGAUCCUUUUGCAUCAAGCAAAGCUCAAGAAGCAUUUACAGCAACAACACCAGAUCCAUUUGGAAGUGCAUUUCCAUCUCAGAAUACUGGAGGAUUUACAUCUGAUCCAUUUAGUGCAUUUGAUAAUAGUAAUGUCAUAAAACAGGAUCCUUUUGAUCCAUUUGGAGAUAGUAAAAGAACUGACACUAAAGCUGUAACUGGAACAGCAACAACAAAAGAUCCAUUCGGAGAUGAUCCGUUUGCAAAUCUUCAUGCACCAACUCGUCCAGAAAGUCCUAGCCCAGCUCUUCCUCCUAAGAAAGCAAAACAACCACCCCCACGACCAGCACCUCCACGACCUACUCAAGGACCUACUGGACCUCUCCGAGCUGCACCAGCACCACCUACUCCUUCUCCUACUCCUGAUCCUUUCGCAAACGCUAAUACUGAUCCUUUCUCUGCUCAGCAAGGAGUAAUUGAUAACAACAACAGUACUAGUUUCACUAGCUCAACUGGAUUCGCCGAUUUUGCAAAUUUUGAUUCUAAGCCGGAACCAACACUGAAUCGAACGGCGCCACCCAGACCAACGAGCAGAGUGCAUGCAAUAUAUCCAAAGUUGCCGGACUUCACGGAAGACCCGUUUAGAGAUUACCGAUACGAGGAUCCCUUUAACAUAGCGGAUCCUUUCGCUGACGAUGCAGAAGACCUGAACGCUAAUAAGAGCAAAGAGACUGGCAAAGUGGAUCCAUUUGGUUACGGAACAACUUCGAUACCUCCUCGUGAUAAUUCAUUCUCCAAGAGUUUCGACACUGAUUUCUCCAAUACCUUUCCAUUAACUAGAAACAAGGUUGAUAAAGACAACGCUAAAUUCGAUGCUGACUUCAUGAAAGCGUUCUCCGACGAUAACAGAAAUAUAAAGACUAUCGAAUCCGACGUAUUUUCUAAUACCAAGGCAAAAACGGUGGACAUUGAUGAAGCAUUUUCUGCCAAGAGUGAGAAGUCGUCUAAGAAACACGGACAGGACUUUACGCAUUAUAAAUCUAAAACUAAUUUUAACGAUAAAAAGUCAAAAAACGAGACUGGUAAAAUUUGGAAUGGUAACAAUACUCCAUUAUCGUUAACCGAAGAAGAGCAAUUUGUUUGGGCGUCUCAACAAAGUUUAAAGACCGAGGAAGAGAGACGUAGGCGUAAACAGCAAGAAGAAGCGGAAUUAGCUUUAGCUCUUGAAUUGAGCAAACAAGAAAAGUCUGGAAAAUUGUAAGCUUGAUCAAGUAAAGCAGUUACUACUCUAUAAUUCAUCCAAGUGAUCAACGUACAUGUUUUCAAGCACAACGACUUUGUAAAUCUUGAUAGUGAAACCAGAACCUGAAUGCAUAUGGUACGUUAACUUCCUAUAAUCGUAAAUGGUUAGAAGAGUUGAAAAAUCCGCACUAAUGAAAGCUACAACAAAUAUUCACGUAAACUACAAUAAUUAUUCGCAAUGCUUAUUUUUAAUAUUAUAUACCAUAUCAUAAUUGCUGUGAAACGAAGAUAUUUAGGAAAUAAAACAGAUAUUAGUGAAGCAUACAGAUAUCCAGGAAUCCAUAGAAGCAUGCAUUAAUCAUCAAGAAGCAUUUUACCGUGUAUGUAAUCAGUGUUGAAUGUGAUUUUUCCGUUUUUCACUUGACACGAGAUGAAUGUUAACAAAAUAUUAAUGCAUUAUAAUUAUUUGAACGCGGAAACGCAUUUGUUGGCACCAUCAUUUACUACAUAAAUCAAUGGAUUUUUGUAAAAUGGAAAGAAAGAAAAAAAGAAGGAAAGAAAAGAUUAAUUAUUGCCUUGCAAUAUCGAAUUCUAAAACAAUGACACUUAUUAUAAUAGUAGCUGGUUCUACGCUAUCGCUAACAGUAAAUUAGUAUGUAUAAAAGCAAAAUAUAAUGGCAGAUUAUUGGAUUGACAAUAAAACGUUGAAUACAUAUAUUCCGUGAGUUCAAAAUGAGAGGAAUAGUGAUAUAAAUGAUUAUUCGUAUUCAAGGAAAACAAAGGUUCUCAGUGUCGUUAUGUGAAACACACUUUAAACAUACAUCUGUACAUUUGUGACUAGCAAUGGAGUAAUGUUUCUGUUUAAUUUCAUCUAUGCUAGAAUUAUAUGUCCUGUGCAUGGUACUCGAAUUUGAUAUGCCUUCACCAGUGUUUGUUGAAAGACUCUGUAUCAUUGGACUGAAAACUUUGAGCCAGACAAAUUGUUAAUUACAUAGUAACACGUAAGGCAUAAGACGUAUAAAUAUUAUUGAACUGUUGUUAACGUGCCCUAGUAUGCUUUUUCGACGCAAUAAUUCUGUGCAUAAGAAAAAAAGUUUCCAUAGUAUGUUUUCAAUGUAAAAACUCAAAUUUAUUGUUCAACUUAAAAUGCAAUAGAGAAAAAUGGAAAAAUGUAUGUUUAUCUUUAUUAUACUAUCACGUAUCAUUUUAUUAGGACUGAAUAAAAUUGAAUGUUGUGAAUAGCAAAUGAUGGUAUUGUUACGUUAAUAGUAAGUGAACUGUUAUAAUAACGUUCAUAAGAAUGUCUAAUUUAGCCUUCGGUCUUAGUACGUCCCAAAGAAUAACGUGUUCAGAUAAAGCUCCCGUGUUUGUCCCAAAGAUGCCGUCAUUAUAUGGAAUCAUUGAAAUCAAACACAAUGGGUCGCGUUUAUUUUUACUUUUACUGUUGUAUCGCGUAAUUUCAUAACGACGAUGUAUUAUCCAUACUGUAUAUAUUAUUAUCUAUAUUAUUUCAUCGUAAUUAUUAUGACCAUUAUCGUGUUACUAUUGUUAUAUCACUAUCAUUGACAUUAUUACUAUUACUAUUAUUACUACUACUACUACUACUACUAUUACUACUAUUGUCUAUAACGUAGCAUCUAUUAUCAUAAAACACUAUGCGCUGUCAAUAUAUCAUUUACCAAUGAACAGAAGUAAGUGUAAAAUCGUAUUAUAUAUACAUGUUAUUCAUAAAUAUGAUUAUUGUAUAUCGGUAUUGUUAGAGUUUCAAAUGCCUAUACAAGGGUGUUCCACAUCACUAAAAUAAGCCUCAUCUUUAUAAUGUUCAAAGAUGUAAAGAAAUGAUACAGGAGAAAAUUAAAUGCUGUUGAAUGAUGUAUAUUCUAAACUUAAGUUCGACACAUUCGACGUUAUUUAAUUUUCUCCCAUCUCUAAUUGUUUUAGCAUUAUAACUUAUUCCAGUUGUAUGGGACACUCUGUAUAGAUACAUCUUGAUCACAGAAGCAUAGGAUCAAGCGCGACGAUUACAGAUGUGUGCCAGAAUGAACCUUUAUCGGAAUAAACCAAAUGAUCUAAUCACGCUUGAUUCAGAUGAUUUAGAAAGGCCUCGUCCAAAGAAUUUGAAUUGAUUUCUUGUUGCACCAACUAUAUUCUAAUUGUGACGAACAGUCUUUGUUACUGAAUGCUUAAGCGUAUGAAAAAAUCUACUUGAACUAUUUAUAAUUGAAUGUUCAAGUAAUUAAUCUUUCAUGAGAUGCGGUAACGAAGUCGAAUUGUAUACGGUGUACUAUGCACAAAGGACGCUGGUUUCUUUUUAUAUACGUAUUUAAUAUACAUACAUUUACAGCAUUGAGGGAGAUACAAAACAAGAAUGAUGCUUUGUUAAUUUAAGUCGAAAACUCCCUGUAGUAAUUAGUAAAAAAAAAAAAAAAUAUGUUGCGUAAAUUCACUUCUCUUCGUGUAAUCGACAAGCACCUCGAGCCAUGUAUAAUUAUACAAAUAUACAUAAAUGUAUGUAUUUUUCGGUAAACAAAUUUCUCUGAGAGACUGAACACGUAGAACGUCCUUUGAAAGACGGAAUUCCAUUAGAAGAUUUCUUCAUACGAUCUUUGUAUCUUCAAGAAAAAGAAAAGAGACAUUCAGGAGUUAUGCUUAUUAAGAUUAAAAAUAAUAUCAUUGAAUUUAAGGAUUGUUUAAAUUGCUUGACACCUUACCGACCGGAAGUCCUCGUAGUUCUUGAUGGCAGUGGUCGUUGACUGAAAACCAUCUAAUAAGCCCUAAAUGAUUUAUCUAUAACUCAAUGAAAAAAUUAUUAAUAUCUAUUUAUGUUAUUCGCGAUCGGUAGAUAAGGUGUUGAAAAUAUUACUUAUAAUAGAUGAAUAAUUUCUGUUGUUAAACAAUGUGAUUUAUCAUAGCCGCAUUUUCAAAAGUUUCUUGGAGAAAUCUUCAUGAUUAAGGACGUGACUGAAGAAAAUUAGAAAUUUUGAUGCUUAGGCAUGAGAAAGGUUCAAGGAUGCCUACACAUAAGUUUAGAAAUUUGUUUGCUAUUUGUUUAACAACGAGAUUGCUGCACAUAUAUAUGUAUACGUAGAUCCAUACGCAUAACGAGUGUUUCCUCUAAGCUGCGCGCAUGCGCGGACGUAAGGUUCCCGAGUAUUUAAAAUUUUGCCCGCGCACCAUUCAAAAUCAUAACAGGUCCGCGCAGAAAGUAAAUGAAAAUUAGAGGGAACGUUGUGCAUAAUCGCUGAUAAUCUUCGACCCAAAUAUAGAAAAAUAUUGAGAAUUUAACAACGUCCAGGUGUAUAGCAGUUUUUCCACAAGUUUGAAAUACAGCGAAGUAAUGAUUGCAGAGCGGUUUAAAAAAAAAAGAAGGCAGGAAAUAACAAAGAUUUUUCGUUUUGUAAAAUUACAGAGUUUCUCUUGGUUCAAUUUAUACUAGAGGUAUUAUGUUCCUGUCAUCGUUUCGUAGUUUAAUCUUAAACGAGGUUUAAUUAAACAUUUUUGCUCAACGUCUAAGUAUUUCCUAAGAUGUGUAUUAUCUAUUUCGUAAAUUUGUAAGAGUUGCUGCGUUACAGAUUGACAAAUUAAUUGAAAUUUAUUCAUUCCAAACGUGUCAUUAUACGCUUUGAAUAUUCCAGAAGUUAUUUACCAUGUAAUUAAUAUGAAAAAUGCUCUCCCAGAUAAUUAACUGAUUGUUAAUUGUUUGUUAAAACAGACGCGUGAUUUGUGCUUGCGAUAAUUUUUAAAUCAAUGAUUCGAAAAUAUUCGAGGACUCAAAUUAUUCGCAAAGAUUGUAUUUUUAAUAAUGUGACAUGCAUUUUUAUAAAAAUGAACGCAUUUCAUUGCCAUUUUUUGUUUAACUGUGUUUCAUAUCGUGUCGAAUUGAUAAUUUGUUACUUUAUGAAUAAGUCAUCCCUUCAUUAAUAUUAAAAUUCUGGAUUGUAAUUUAUAAUAAAACUUAAGAAAUUCUUGAAUUUUGAAGCAACCUUUCGAAAUGGAUAUACAUACGUUUGUGUAUCCUUUGCCUUUUUGCUUCUUAAUAAAAUAGCGAGUUAGUAAUUUUGUUAAACGUGGCUGCGCAGUCACACAAUUAACAGAUACAUUAUACCGAUGUUACAAGUUACAGGCAAAUACAUAUAUAGCAAAUCGUUGUUUUAUCAUAAUACGUCUCCUUGUACAUAAGUUUAAAUAUAUAAAUAUCUGGUUCAUUAUACGUACA
Molecule: messenger RNA, 7558 nt
Organism: Osmia bicornis bicornis
Lineage: Eukaryota; Metazoa; Arthropoda; Insecta; Hymenoptera; Megachilidae
Gene: Eps-15
Product: epidermal growth factor receptor substrate 15-like 1
Exons: 14
Coding region: 266-3361 (1031 amino acids)
Biological process (GO): endocytosis; endosomal transport
Cellular component (GO): clathrin coat of coated pit; cytoplasm; plasma membrane
Molecular function (GO): calcium ion binding; cadherin binding
Source: RefSeq, a predicted model, not a curated record